Molecule: messenger RNA, 1818 nt
Organism: Arvicola amphibius (Eurasian water vole)
Lineage: Eukaryota; Metazoa; Chordata; Mammalia; Rodentia; Cricetidae
Product: probable N-acetyltransferase CML1
Exons: 5
Coding region: 999-1697 (232 amino acids)
Molecular function (GO): N-acetyltransferase activity
Source: RefSeq, a predicted model, not a curated record
CCUCUACCUCAUGUCAUGGCCCUGCAGGAUGUCUCCUGCCCUGCAAGAUGGUUGCCCACCUGCUAGAAACACACUGGAUAAAUGUUCCUGAGAGCCAGAAGCAUGUGCCUCACUGGGCCUCUGGGAGGAAGAAGGCUCUGGUCUCUGUGACCACGUGCACAUGGAGCCAUGCCUGAGGGCAGCCACUGUAUAGGAGCUGUCUUUGCCCUGGACUCAGGACUUCUCAGCCUCCACCCAUGGCUUGGAUCCUUCUACAGGAAGGUUCUGACAUGACUGCUCCCCUUCGCAUCCACGAGAGAGGAGUCUGCAGAAACACACUCAGGAUCAUCACCGGCUUUAUUUUGGCGGAGCCUGGGCACUUCCGGAAGUGGCGAUCUUAGUUUCCGAGGGGAGACUGAUAGUGAGUUCCUCACGGUCACAGGUUUGUGGGCUCUGCUUGCAUCUCCCGGCCCCUGUGUUUACCAGAGCCCUCCCUGACCCGUGUGGAGAGAUAUGUAGCUUUCGGAGCGCAGCUUGGCAGUUUAGGCCAGAGGUUCGCUCGGUUGCGCGCGACAAGGCGCCCUCUACAGGCGGUGCCCGAGGCUGAUGCAGCAGGAGGAGUGUGCGAACCUCACAGACACUGCGAGGCCCAGAGCUGGAAGAGAACGCAUUGGAGAGCAGCCCAGGCUGUGCCCUGGGCAGCGACUUUGGAGAUGAACCUUUUCUGAGGUGUUGGCUCUGCUCUGCUCAUCCUUCUGAGAAGGCUCACUGUGCUGACAUCUCAGCAUCUUCUCCACUGGACCUUGUCACAAUUCAGAGUGUCCCAUUCUCCGCUGGCACGAAAACUUCUUCAAAGAGCCAACCAGUGAGGUGCAACUCAGGUCUGCUCACCAGUUGUUAGGCAGACCCAGGCUCUCUGUACUUCAUGCGACCAGAGGCUGAUGCCCUUCCAGACACUCUUGGUUGUGCAGUAGCAGGCCUCAGGUAAAGUGCCAGGCAGGUAUACCAGUCUCUCCUGGAUGCCGAGAUUUGAGACCCAGAAAUCUCCCAUGGCUCCUUAUCACAUCCGCCAGUACCAGGACAGCGACCAGAAAAGUGUCCUGGAUUUGUUCAUAAGAGGCAUGGAGGAGCACAUCCCUGCCACCUUCCGCCACAUGCUGACUUUGCCAAGGACCUUCCUUCCCUUACUUGGGGUGCCGCUUGCCAUGGUCCUGGUGUCUGGCUCCUGGCUGCUAGCUGCUAUGAGCAUCUUCUUUGUGCUCCUUCUCUUGAAGCUUCUUGUAAGACAACCGUGGAAGAGAUAUGUGGCCAAGUGUUUGCACACAGACAUGGCUGACAUCACCAAGUCCUACAUGAGUGCACGUGGCUCCUGCUUCUGGGUGGCUGAGUCUGGGGGAGAGUUGGUGGGCAUUGUGGGUGGUCUACCAGUCAAGGAUCCCCCAUUAGGGAGGAAGCAGCUAGAGCUCUUUCACCUGUCUGUGUCCUCACAGCAUCGAGGACAGGGGAUAGCGAAAGCACUGGUCAGAACUGUCCUCCAGUUUGCACGGGAUCAGGGCUACAGUGAUGUCAUCCUUGAGACCAGCAUCUUGCCCAAAAGCGCUCAAGCCCUUUACAUGAGCAUGGGCUUCCAGAAGACAGGACAGUACUUCAUGAGUGUGUUCUGGAGGUUAGCGGGUGUUCCUGCAAUUCAAUUAAAGCAUCCCCUUCCUUUUGCUUAGGAAGUGGGACUGAGUCCUAUGCUCUUGUGCAGCAAGACGGUCCCCUCCACUCUGCAGGAGUCAGUGAACCUUGUCAUGUCAGAUAAUGAACAAUAAAAGCUCCUAGCUGGUGCACACCAGA